This is a messenger RNA of Meloidogyne enterolobii, 1224 nucleotides long. The record is from the annotation of a GenBank genome assembly. Lineage: Eukaryota; Metazoa; Nematoda; Chromadorea; Rhabditida; Meloidogynidae.
UUUUUCAACCACAAGUUUAAACACAUAAUGAGAUCAGAAUGUACAUAUUUAUUUUUCAAACAAACGGCAUCAAGCAUCAAUAAAUAAAUGCCAAUAUAUAGCAUAAGUUUUACUCCACUUCUUUCAUUUGUUUUAAUUAAUUACUUUAUAUCCAUUGUGGAAUCUUUAUGGGUUCCACCCGAUUAUUGGGCUACAGUCUACAGGAAUGGCCAACUUGAAUUUGGAAGAUCAGUCGAUGAACUUAUUACUUUUCUUCCAGAAUUAAACAGCUAUAUUGGCUAUUGGUUGAGAGUUUUGUUUAUUAUAACUAGUUGCUUAUUAAGGAUUGAAUCGAGACUUUGUUUAAAAAUCUCGGUUAUAAUAAUUUUUUUAGAUAUGUUUAAGAAGUCUUUUCUCUCUAUAAAAUCAUUCUUUUGUAGGAUUGAAGACAAUCCAAAUACAAAACAAAGAAUAGAGGGUUAUGGUCAUGUUUCUAUUGUCAACACAGACCCUCCUCGUUUUUGUGGAAAUUUCGCUUCGUUUAAUACAAAUGAAAGUAAAAAUAUUUGUGGAGGAUUUCGUGUUUUGGCUUGCAAAAAAUCAAACAAUCGGAAGAAAAAUCCAUUGAAUGAUGAUAAUUGGAUAUAUGGAAGUUCAAAACUUUCUGAGAAAGUGGCUAUUGCCGUUAAUCCAAAUAAUGGGAAAUUAAUUAGGUUUUCCUUCGCUGAUAAACCGUUGGAAUAUAGGGAAAAUGUAAAAAUUUUAGAAUGUUCUAACGAUUUUCCAGUAGAAGAUAUACUUUCAACAAGCUGGCCUUAUCCAACAUUUCCACCAAUUUAUGGAGGGAAAAAGAAUAAUUUAAUUGAUAUUAAAAGAUUUCCACCAAAAACAACAACCUUUCCAGCACCAACAACAAUCCUCUUAACCAAACAAGUAACGACAACGUUAAUACCUCCUGUAGUAGAGCAAACUACAACAACAACAAUACCAACAACUAUAAAGCCUCAACAACUUUCAAAUAAAGGAGAAAUACAAGAGACAGAUUAUAUUGAAUUAACUGGUGCUGGUAUAAAUUGGGGUUUAGAUAAAGAAUUUGUAAAAAGGGAAGAAGGAAAUGAAAAUUUAUUUAACAAUUCAAUUACAAAUAAAUUGUGGAGGGAGGAUUCAAAUAUUUUAACAACAAACCAUCAAUAUCAUCAACAUCGUCGUAAAAGAUUUAAAAUGAAAAGACGACAGGAAUAUUAA